Messenger RNA from Cooperia oncophora, 1035 nucleotides. The record is from the annotation of a GenBank genome assembly. Lineage: Eukaryota; Metazoa; Nematoda; Chromadorea; Rhabditida; Trichostrongylidae.
AUGGCGACUCGCUCCUCAAUCCAUUUUUCAUACGUUUUAUUGGUUUCAGUGGAAGUUGGAUCCUCUACACAUUCGCAAAGGGUCACUAGACGGCUCACGAUGUUUGCGAAUAACCCGAUACUUGAUGAGAUCAAGCAGGGAUUCAAGCUGCGACCGACAAAGACAGUAGACAAGUCGAAGCCGAUUAUCGUGGCAGAAAUAGAUGAUGCAGACUCCAUAGCACCUACUAAGCGAGCUCCAGCACCACCUGCUCCUUCACUUGUGGUCGAGACGGCACUCGGCAAAGAGGCUCCAUCCGCACCAGCUAGCGGAGCGACUCCUCGUGCUUCACCAUCUCCGAGGUCAUCACCGAAACCAGGACCGAGUACAGGAACUUCAUCCACUUCGGUUCCUUUCCCGGGUGGAGCACCACCACCCCCACCUCCACCACCACCAGGUGGUGGCUUUAUGCCGCCACCUCCACCACCUCCUCCAGGAGCACCUGCACCACCGCCGCCUCCACCGUCUAAUACGCCUCAAAAAACCCGCAAAUCGCCUUCGCCAUUUCCACAAUUGGGAGGAAAAUCGCCGGCCGAAAUAGACCUUGGCGAAUUGCUGAACUCAAUUCAAGGAGGUGUACGCUUACGAAAGACGGUCACCGUUGAUAAAAGUGGACUGAUUGUGGAUGAGUCCUUGAAACAGCAAAGCGUUAAGCUGGUCGAACCAGCACCGUCUACUGCAUAUAUCCCACCCAAGAAAGAUCCUCCUAGAAAGGAUUUCCAAAGACCGGCAUCUCCUCGAAACCCUUCAUAUUUACAGACUGAUGCAUCUGAUGAUGAAAGAUUUUUGACCCCUACUGGGCGAGGCUCCGAGUACGGUACACCUGAGCCAGAUUCUCCACGUUUUUCACGAAAAUCGCCCGCCAAGGAAGAAAAGAAACCAGACGUUGCAUUCACUGAGAAAAGUCCUGAAAGUCACCAAAGAGGAACUGGAACAGGUACUUAUGUUUGUGCUAAUUUCUUUGCUUGUGAGAGCGUAUUCGUAAAACGUGAAUAA